Penicillium cosmopolitanum is the source of this 1287-nucleotide messenger RNA. Its product is annotated as DUF2252 domain-containing protein. Bases 1 to 1287 code for a protein of 428 amino acids. The record is from RefSeq and is a predicted model, not a curated record. NCBI's taxonomy places the organism in Eukaryota, Fungi, Ascomycota, Eurotiomycetes, Eurotiales, Aspergillaceae. The transcript is spliced from 3 exons.
AUGGCCAUCGAUAAACCCAGCAUCGAGCAGCGUGGCCAAGAAAUCCUCAAUGUUUUUAACAAGACAUUUGGAGACCUUCUCGCCAGGGACCCUGCUGCAUUCCAGGUCAAAUUUCGCAAGAUGGCUGCCUCGGCGUUUGCCUUCUAUCGUGGUAGUGCUUGUCUCUUCUACCACGACAUCGAGCAGGAGCAGCAUAUCGGCCCCUUCUUAGAUGAUAAAACAAAGCGAAUCUGGAUCCAUGGCGAUUUGCACGCAGAGAACUUCGGCACCUACAUGGAUUCUCAGGGUCGUCUCAUCUUCAACGUGAACGAUUUUGACGAGGCCUAUGUUGGCCCCUUCAUCUGGGACAUCGGGCGCUUUGUAGCCUCAAUCGCCCUAAUCGGUUACACGAAAGCUCUCAGUGACCAGCAGAUCACCCGAGUCGUGAAGGUAUACACCGCAGCUUACCGCGAGCGGAUUCAUUCCCUAGCCACUUGCACAAACCAACAUGAGGUGCCUCGCUUUACCCUAGAUACCGCCAAGGGUCCUUUACUGGAUGCCUUACGCUCAGCCCGUAGGCAAACACGUGUCGAUUUGCUCCGUUCGAUGACGGAAAUCCAUGAUUCCGAACGGCGCUUUACCUUAGGCGGUGGCUCCAUUGAGCUGGACUCUGUCACACGAGAGAAAACACUUCCCAAGUCAAGGGAUGACUGUGCCACCAUGUACCGCAUCAAGGAUGUAGUGGGUCGUCGAGGUGUGGGUAUUGGCUCUGCAGGUCUCCCAUCAUUCAAUUUCUUAUUGGAGGGCAAGAGCGAGGCGCUGGAGAAUGAUAUGGUGAUCUACAUGAAGCAGUCCGCGGCUGCAGCGGUCUCCCGGCACGUCGAGAACGCACCCAGCGCCUACUUCCACCACGAGGGUCACCGUACUGUCAUCUCGCAGCGCGCUCUGCAGGCGCAAGCGGACGCAUGGCUCGGAUGGACUGAGAAGGUCUCCCCUUACGCGGUGGACCUGGACUGGUCCGAUAUCAACGACCUGGAAGAGAUGGCGGCAGUGGUUGCUGACCUGGGUACGGCCACUGCCAUGAUGCACGGGGCUGGAGACGAUAAUGCCAGAUACUCAAAACUGGUGCCAUUUUCUCCUGAGAAAGCCAUUGAUGAAGCUAUAAUGACCGAUGAGGGCCGCUUUGUGGAUGUCCUUGUUGCAUUUGCGCAUGAGUACAGUGCCCAGACGCGGCGAGACCAUCACAUAUUCGUGGAUCUCUUCCGCAAUGGCCGUAUUCCAGGCCCGCCUGUUGAUGGCGAAAAUUGA